AUGCUGGAUAUCUUGAACAGAAAUCGCUGGAGAAACUCAGCAGGUCAACAGAGUUUUGAAGAAGCGUCCCAGACGCUGCCAGAGUUGCAGUGCUAUCCCGGGAGCUGCUCUAGCUGCUCUCUGCUGCCCCCUCUUGGUGUGACAGCGCCAGGCUCCGUCCUGAGUCUCGCGCGAGUCGCCGUGCCGCCGGUCGCCGCCGCCAUCUUGCUGGUGCCGCAGGGUGAGAAACCAUUUACAUGUGAGAUUUGUGGUAAAUGUUUUACUGCAAAGAAUACCCUGCAGACCCACAUCAGAAUCCACAGGGGAGAAAAACCCUUUAUCUGCACUAUCUGUGGAAAAUCUUUUGCUGAUCCAAGUGCUAAAAGACGUCAUGAUGCCAUGCACACAGGAAACAAGCCAUUUGUAUGUCCAACUUGUCAUCAGCGAUUCACUCGAGCUGACAACCUUAGGUCUCAUAUGAAGAUUCACAGCAAGGAGAGGAAAAACAGUGAGAUCAUUAAUGUUCCAGGUGAUGGGGAUACAGAAGAAGUGAAGACUAUCUUGCAACUGCAGCAGUACCAGCUUCCUACUGUAGGUGAACAACAGAUACAGCUGGUGAUGACAAAUGAUGUUCACAAUAUUAAUUUCAUGCCCAACCAUGGUCAGAGCAUUAGUAUUAUCUCAGCAGAGGGAUCACAGAGUCUCCCUGACGACCAGGCUUCAAAUUUGGCUCUGCUGACUCAACAAGGAGAGCACAUGCAGAAUCUGACUCUGGUAGCUCAGCCUGGCCAAACAGACAACAUCCAAGCCAUUAGCAUGGUGGAAAACCAGCAAUGUCCAGGCCAGCCAGAGCAUAUGCAUGUGAUCACGUUGACAAAAGAGGCGAUGGAGCACCUUCAGGGUCAAGCUCAACAACUGCAGAUGGCAGAGGGGAGAUCACAACCUAUUAGUCUUGAGCAGGGGUCCACUCAGCCAGUUCAUUUGAACCAGGAAGCAGCUCAGCAUCUGCAACACGUUCGAUCGGCACAUGUUUCUGAACCGUCAACUCAAACAAUCUCGGUGAACCAAUCUUCACAGCAAAUGCAAGGAGAACAACUUGCAGAUCAAACAUUCCAGUUACAGGCGGACAAUGUUUCUUACCUCUACACUACUAAUUUAGUCACACAGAGCUAGAAAAAUCAAAAAAAUGUAGUUGGAACUAUUUGCUGAAAAUGGGAUAAUGAUUAUGUAACUAAGAGGUUAUCAUAUAAUCUGUGAUCUUUACAGUGACAGGUUAUAUUUAAAAUAGCACUCUAUUGGUCUAUUUUAAGAAUUCAUUUUAAGGUUGAUUUAUUCCAAAUUAUUUUCUCCUCUUUUACUUCUUUAAAGAUUUCCCAUUUUCAAUCUUGCACAAUAUCAUGGUGGAUUUUCUUUCCCUUCCACUCUGGUGGAAGGGAGGUGUGAAAUGAGUUACAUGCUCUUGAAAUGCAAGUUGAAGGUUAGUACCCAUGUUUAACUUCUUCUUUGAACAAGUUUAUUGGAAAACAUUCUUCACUAUUUGUCAGGUCAACACAAAAAAAAUAUAAAAACACCCAAAUAGUUCUGAAGAGGCUCAUAUUUCAUUUAUCUGUUUUCUGCCGUGCCUUUUCAUAAUCGACCUUAAACUUGAAUGUUUUACUGCAAAAUUUUUUCUUUACAAUUCUCCUCCUACUUGCUGCUGUCCUUUGUAAUGUUUUUUAAUUGUGUCAAUAUAGAUUUUUUAAAUAUUAGAAUUCUCAUCAACUUAUUGUUAAAACUCAUGAUGUCUAAAUGAUUCAGAUCACAGAAUGCAAAGUAUUUGUACGAUUAUGUGGCUAACUUUUGUUUUAGAAGAUGAAUAUUUAAAAGAUAAUUCAUCACGAGCUCAGGAAUAACAUAAUUAAAAAUAUUUUCCUUUGCAACUUCAAGAUAUAUUUUGUGACACAGUACCUCAAUUUGCAUCUUUCUGCUCUCUAUUUUCAGGUUUCAGCUUCUGAUAAUGUGGAUAGAAUUAAAACUACAGUGUGUUUUGUUUUGAAAAAGAGAUCAUAUUUUACAAAUAAAUUCACAUUUUGCUUUAAGCAUUGCACACAAUCUUGUUUUUGUGCCUAAGCAUAUGGUUGGCUUCAAUUUGUUAGCACAAAUACAUGGGUGAUUAACAUCUCUGAUUGCCACACCUCAACCGGUUAAACUACGUAUUUUGUAUUAACACAAAACAUCCAGAAUAUUUUAUAUAUGUAAAUAUUGUAGAGUGCUGUAAUUUGCACAUUGUUCUCAUUUUGUUCUUUGCUGAUGGUAGAUCAGUAUGCGGAUCAAAUGUUUUGUGCAACCAAAACAGUGUAAAUAAUUAUAUCUUUUUUUAAUAAAUGGAUGUACAUUUG
This is a messenger RNA of Rhincodon typus (whale shark), 2357 nucleotides long. Its product is annotated as zinc finger and BTB domain-containing protein 24-like. NCBI's taxonomy places the organism in Eukaryota, Metazoa, Chordata, Chondrichthyes, Orectolobiformes, Rhincodontidae. The transcript has 3 exons. The coding region runs from base 1 to 1152 and encodes 383 amino acids. Gene Ontology annotation, biological process: regulation of transcription by RNA polymerase II. The record is from RefSeq and is a predicted model, not a curated record. Gene Ontology annotation, molecular function: RNA polymerase II cis-regulatory region sequence-specific DNA binding; DNA-binding transcription factor activity.